This is a messenger RNA of Arctia plantaginis, 588 nucleotides long. The record is from the annotation of a GenBank genome assembly. NCBI's taxonomy places the organism in Eukaryota, Metazoa, Arthropoda, Insecta, Lepidoptera, Erebidae.
AUGGAUUGUAAACUUAAAGUAUUACUAAUCAUCGGUACCCACAUUUGCUCCACAUUGGCGCUACCCCCGUGUGUUUGUGGAAGGAACUACUCCCCAGUGUGUGGUUCAGAUGGCAAGAUGUACAACAGUGAGUGCCUCCUCGAGUGCGCUGCUUUCACCUCCAAGACGAAAAUCACUAUUUCGAAAUUCGGUCCCUGCGAGUCACCGAAAGUGUCUUCACGCAGAGUCUGUUUCUGCCCCAUGGAAGAAUCGCCAGUUUGUGGCAGUGACGGUCAAACUUAUCGCAAUGAGUGUGGACUAAAUUGUCAUAAAGUAAUGUUUAAUGAAUUCUUGACAGUUGAGUAUGCGGGUUUUUGUAAGACUGCUCUAGAACCUCCAUGUGUUUGUCCAGCUUUGGUAAAGCCAGUGUGUGGCAGUGACGGGAAUACGUAUAACAAUGAUUGCAUGCUAAAUUGUGCGACGAAGGAAAAUUCAAUGUUAAGUAUCGUGUACAGUGGCGCUUGUCGUGACACAGUGAAAGUCAGUGAUAUUUUAAUGACACGGUCCGUUCCUUAUUUUUCUUUUACACCUUUGUAUUACACGCGAUAA